Pistacia vera is the source of this 1737-nucleotide messenger RNA. RefSeq names its product (-)-germacrene D synthase-like. The record is from RefSeq and is a predicted model, not a curated record. The transcript is spliced from 7 exons. Gene Ontology annotation, biological process: diterpenoid biosynthetic process. NCBI's taxonomy places the organism in Eukaryota, Viridiplantae, Streptophyta, Magnoliopsida, Sapindales, Anacardiaceae. Gene Ontology annotation, molecular function: magnesium ion binding; terpene synthase activity.
GCUAUAUUCAGCAUUCUACUCCAUUUAUUGUUUUUUCUUGAAAUCAAACUUAUAAUGUCUCUUCACGUUUCAGCCGUUCCUUCUUCAGUAAAAAACAAUGCUAAGGAAGAAACUAAACGUCGCUCGGCUGAUUAUCAUCCUAGCAUCUGGGGGCAUCAUUUCCUCUCAUAUGCUACUGAUUCCAUGGAAAGUGACGAUGAUAACGCAAAACUACUGAAGCUGAAGGAGGAAAUUAAAAGCAUGCUAAUGGAUGACGCAAACAAGUCUCUGCAAAAACUUGACUUGGUUAAUGUAAUCCAACGCUUAGGGGUCUCUUAUCAUUUUGAAAGUGAGGUUAAUGAAAUCUUAGAAGACGUCUAUAAGGCUCACAAUGAAAGUGAUUCGGGAGAUGACACUGAUGACUUGUAUUCAAUCUCUCUUAAAUUCCGCUUGCUUAGACAACAUGGUUAUAAAAUCUCAUGCGAUGUGUUCAACGAAUUCAAGGACAAUAAUGGGAGCUUCAAGGCAUCUCUUGCAGAAGAUGUUCGAGGAAUGAUAAACUUGUACGAAGCCUCAAAUCUCAGGGUUCAUGGAGAAAAUAUACUAGAUGAAGCUCUUACUUUCACUACCAAUCACCUUGAGUCGCGGGUAGCAACUCAACCCAGCUCUCCACUUGCAGGGCAAGUUAAGCAUGCCUUAACUCGACCUCUUCGCAAGAGUUUACCAAGGCUGGAGGCAAGAUAUUACAUGAGUAUCUAUCACGAAGAAGCUUCGCACAUUGAAGUUAUAUUAACUUUUGCAAAGUUAGAUUUCAACAUAUUACAGAAGUUGCAUCAGAAGGAACUCAGUGCUAUUACAAAGUGGUGGAAGGAUUUAAACUUCGCCCAGGAGCUACCUUUUGCAAGAGACAGAAUUGUUGAGUGUUACUUCUGGAUAUUGGGAGUGUAUUUUGAGCCGGAAUAUUUAAUGGGUAGAAGAUUUUUAACCAAAGUGAUCUCCAUAACUUCCAUUAUAGACGAUAUCUAUGAUGUGUAUGGUACAAUUGAUGAACUUGAGCUGUUGACCUCAGCAGUUGAGAGGUGGAAUAUCAGUGCCAUAGAUCAACUGCCUGACUACAUGAAACUAUGUUAUAAGGCUCUUCUUGAUAUUUACAGUGAAAUUGAACAAGAAAUGGCGGAUCAAGGAAAAUUAUACCGCCUUGAUUUUGCAAAAGAAGCAAUGAAGAGUAUAGUUAGAAAUUAUCAUACUGAAGCCAAAUGGUGUCAUGAAAAAUAUUUUCCAACACUGGAUGAGUACAUGAGUGUAGCAUUGGUUACCAGUGCGUACCAAUUGUUAACCACAACAUCUUUUGUAGGAAUGGGAGAUGUUGCAACCAAAGAAGCCUUUGAAUGGUUAUUCAGCUACCCUAAGGUUUUGAAGGCUGCCUCAAUAAUUUGCAGACUCAUGGAUGACAUAGUGGGUCACAAGCAUGAGCAAAAGAGAGGACAUGUUGUCUCAGCAAUUGAAUGUCACAUGAAGGACCAUGGUGUUUCGGAAGAAGAGACACUUAAAGUGUUUCGUGAGCAAAUUGCAAAUGCAUGGAAAGAUAUAAAUGAAGCUUUCCUUAAACCAACUGCUUUUCCACUGCCUCUGCUUGAACGGAUUCUUAAUUUUACACGUGUAAUAGACCUUCUCUAGAAAGAUGAUGACUGCUACACCAAUUCUUAUUUGACAAAAGACCAUGUUGCCUCAUUGCUCAGGGACCCCGUACAGCUCUAA